This is a messenger RNA of Sphaeramia orbicularis (orbiculate cardinalfish), 2522 nucleotides long. RefSeq names its product BRCA1 associated RING domain 1 (gene bard1). Lineage: Eukaryota; Metazoa; Chordata; Actinopteri; Kurtiformes; Apogonidae. Gene Ontology annotation, molecular function: ubiquitin-protein transferase activity; protein binding. Gene Ontology annotation, cellular component: BRCA1-A complex; BRCA1-BARD1 complex. The coding region runs from base 71 to 2452 and encodes 793 amino acids. The transcript is spliced from 11 exons. The record is from RefSeq and is a predicted model, not a curated record. Gene Ontology annotation, biological process: protein K6-linked ubiquitination.
UUUGUAAACUUGCACGGAUCGAAAAUAACGUUUGAAAAAGACAGAAAAACACGUGAAAUAUUUUUCCAGAAUGGACGAGGACGCUGUCAUGCAAACAGAACACUGGGUGAAGACUAAAGAGGCGGUCGCGAACUUUCGUAGACUUCUACUGUGUUCCAAAUGCUCCAAUUUAAUGAGAGAACCUGUUUGUCUUGGAAUGUGCGAGCACUUGCUGUGCAGGUCCUGUGCCGGCCCCCAGGCAGGAGAUGGAUGUGCAGUGUGUCACAGCCCUGCAUGGGUGAAGGACAUUCAAAUCAACAGGCAGCUCAGCAGCAUUAUACAGCUCUUCUCUGGGCUGGAAUCACUUCUCAACCCCAUAAUAGAAGGUGACUCACCAUCAAAAGCAGAGAGCCCUGCCUUAAAACAAAAAAAGAAUUUCAAGAUCUGGUUCAGCCCCCGCAGCCGUAAGAUCCGCUGCAUGGUAGAAAAGCCUUCAGAAGAUGUCGCCCAGGACGGCAGUUCAUGCGGUGAAACAGUUGCUGCACAGCCAGACACCUUGGAUAUUCAAAGCAAGGACCUGUCAGUUUUCAAUUUCACCUCAUCCUCCCAAGACUCCAGCUCCAGUUGUUCUCAAACAUGCAACCGUGGCAACAGAAACAGGAAUAAGAGGUCAACAAAGAAAAAUCCUGCUAGCAGGAGGGCAAAAGUGCAAGGUGCCACAAGAACCACACGGAAACAGACCGAGCAGAACAUGAAGAAGCAGAGGCUGGAGGCUAUAAAUCAGCAGUGGGGGAUCACUGAGGAGGUACAUGCCCUGAAGGAGCAGCCAUGCUCAGAAUCACCGAGGAGAUCUAGCAAGAGGGUUUCCUUCGUGAGCCCCGCUGUCACCUCUGACGAGCCUCAGCUUGAUUUGCCACAGGGGAGUACUAAUGAACUCAGCCCUGGCACAGACACCACCAGGGAGAAUCUCUCAGAAAGCAGACUGCAUGACCAAAUUCAGACCAGCCCAGGAAUCCUUGACAGUUUUGUCCAGCAUACUGGUCUGCCUGCAGAUGAACUCACACCAAAUGAUAGUACUGAGAAACAGGACAGCGUGUCUUCCCCCAGACCUUCUUCGAAAAGAUCCAAAUUGGAGGAAAAAGUUACCCACUUAGAGACAACGCCAAAACGUCCUCGAGCUUCCCCAGGCCGUAGGAGAAAAUCACCGGGUCAGAUGACACCGUCAGUGCUCAAUCCUCCAUCUUCGAGUAGCCCCAAGUGUGGAAAGAGCCCCAGAGAAGGGCAGGCAGGCAGCCCCCCCAUUCAAGCCAGUGCUGGAAGAAAAUCUCCUCGUUCCCCUCUCGGUCAUCCUACCUCAGGAAGCCCCGCAGUUAUGAAGAGGAACCACAAGGGAGAGACUCCACUGCAUUUAGCUGCCAUAAAGGGAGAUGUAGAAGCUGUCAAAGAACUACUGGACCAAGGGGCAGACCCCAACCUGAAGGAUAAUGCCGGGUGGACACCUCUGCAUGAAGCAUGUAACCUGGGGCACCUGAAAGUGGUGGAGGUUCUGGUCUCGAAGGGAGCUCUGUUAAACACGCCCGGCUACGAGAACGACUCUCCCCUCCACGACGCUGUGAGGAACGGACACCCCGCCAUUGCCAGACUGUUGCUGCAGCUCGGAGCCUCGCAGAACGUGCUUAAUUUGUAUGGAAAGAAGCCUGCAGAUUACGCAGCAAGUCUGGAGAUGCUGGAGAUUUUCCAGGAAGCCACAGAAGGUGGCCAAUAUGCUAAUACAACUCACAGCCCCUCGAUGGUCUCUCUACAUGACAAUGUAACCAACUGUGCGGGUAAGAAUGAUAUGACGGUGGUGGUCCUUGCCAGCAAUCUGUCACACACAGAACAGCGUCAACUUGCCAAAUUGGGACAGUUGCUGGGAUGGAGGAUGGCUGACACUUUUACUGGCACAGUGAGCCAUGUUGUGGUGCCAGAGGGACAUAUGCCCACCACCUACACCACCCUCCGGGGCCUUCUUGCUGGGUGCUGGAUUGUCAAAUACAGCUGGGUGGAGGCAUGUCUGCAGGCGGGUGAAUGGAUGCCCGAAAUUCAGCAUGAAGCCGGAGAAGGCCCCCAGCGAAGUCGCAUCAACAGAUGUAGCUUGCUCCCGUCGCUCUUCGAUGGCUGUUUCUUCUUCCUCCUGGGUUCCUUUACGACGCCCACCAAAGACAAGCUCACCAAGCUGCUCCAGGAGGGAGGGGGACAACUCCUGAGACGGCAGCCCAAGCCAGACAGCGACGUGACCCAAACGCUGAACGCCGCUGCCUACCACGCCAUACCGGGCUCCGACCAGGCCCUGUGCACCCAGUACAUCCUCUUUGACCCCCAAGGCCCUCAUAAGCCGACGGUGAUUAGAAGAGGCAAGGUUUGGUCGGCUCCUUCCACUUGGGUCAUUGAAUGCAUCGCAGCCUUCUCCCUUCUCCCCAUACCAAACCUUUAACCCUUAAAGACCCAGUGCUACUUUUGUGUCAGUUCCCAAAUUAUUAUUUUUUUUGUCUAUAUUUAGCCUU